This is a messenger RNA of Struthio camelus australis, 3755 nucleotides long. It is a transcript of the gene XRCC5, whose product is annotated as X-ray repair cross complementing 5. Gene Ontology annotation, cellular component: Ku70:Ku80 complex; nucleus. Lineage: Eukaryota; Metazoa; Chordata; Aves; Struthioniformes; Struthionidae. Gene Ontology annotation, biological process: DNA recombination; telomere maintenance; double-strand break repair via nonhomologous end joining. The record is from RefSeq and is a predicted model, not a curated record. Gene Ontology annotation, molecular function: telomeric repeat DNA binding; damaged DNA binding; DNA helicase activity.
UUGUUUUACCUCUGUUAGGCAGCCUGUGCUGCGGCCGGGGAACACCCAGGCUUGCCUUCAGUGAGCAAACGUGGAUUUUAGCAACAAACAGCACAGUAGCCAGGACUGCAGAACCCACCUAAGAAAUGGAGUAAUUCCCAGGCCAUUAACCUCUGCUGGUCUCUGAGCUGCCUACUGGUACAAAGCUAGCAAAUUCAAAAUGACUUCGGUUUUUCUGCCUUAGGUGCAGUUGCACUGUUGACUGCAGCGCAGAUAUGGUUGUAGUUGUCGUUGCCCUUCUUGAAAUCAUAGUAGGAACAGCUUUGCUUUAUACCGAACAUAGUUUAUUUGGUACGUUUAAGGAGUCCUGUUGGCAAAAGCUGUAGCAAGACCUCUUCUGAUACCCAGCGGUUUAGUAUGUGCUCAAUAUUGGGUUUGUCUGCAUUGCACAGUAAAAUGCUGUUGUAGUUGUUUGCCAGUUAGCUAUAUUAUAACUAGUUUCAGCACUGAGAGGCUGGAGAUAAAAGCAGCCUCAUUUAGGCCUCACCUUUAUUAGUACUUGAACAAAGUAGGUUAUUGUUAGUUCAGGUUGUCCUACAGUCACGCAUCUGGAGUGUCUUGUAAAAGUAGCUUAGCAUACUGCACCUGAAAAUGGCAGUAGUGGAUGCUCAAAGAUGAGAUGCAUAGAGGUUAAUAACAGAUGAAGAGACAUAUAGAGGAGGAUCACAAAAAACUCUGUGGCCAAGAGCCCUGCCCUUGUCUUGAAACAGGAUUCUUUACUGCUGCGUAGUUCUAGGACGUGGGGUUUGCUGCCUUUCAAGAGAGCAUGUUAGCAGUUGACGCGUGAUCAUUUUUUCCUCAAGCAAAACAGUAGUUCUUCACUCCUGCACCUGCUAUUUCUUUGCGCUCCUCUUGCCAGCUGUAAAGAGCGUUUUACCCCUUUUGGGCAACAGAAUUACGUUAGCUACCAACCACUGUGUGUCCUGAAGCAGAAUGGUGACAAGCAGAGGGCCUGCAGUUGCUGAGGCUCUUGGAGAAGCUUGUCACUGCCAUUCCUCAGGCUGGCAGGCAGCCAUAGUGCUGUGUCUGGAUGUAAGCUUUACAAUGAGCAAUGCUGCUCCUGGUGAGGAGUCUCCACUUGAACAAGCCAAGAAGGUUAUGACAAAGUUUGUGCAGCGACAGGUUUUUGCUGAAAGUAAAGAUGAAGUCGCUGUAGUGUUGUUUGGCACAGAUGGUACUAGGAAUGACCUUGCUAGUGGGGAUCAAUAUCAAAACAUUACUGUACAUAGAUCACUGAUGCUGCCAGAUUUUGACUUGCUGGAGGAUAUUCAAAAUGUGAUUCAACCAGGCUCUGAGCAAGCAGACUUUCUGGAUGCAAUUAUUGUGUGCAUGGACUUGCUUCAGAAGCAAACAAUAGGAAAGAAGUGUGAGAAGAGACACAUAGAACUGUUUACAGACCUUAGCAGUCCUGUCAGCGAGGAUCAGUUGGAAAUUAUCGUCGCUAACUUGAAGAAAACAGGAACUUUGCUUCAAUUUUUCCUACCAUUUUCAGUUGAUGCUGAUGAUGGAGGUGGAGAUGCAAGUGCCAGUGCACAUUCUCAUGAGCAGAGAAACUCUUUUGCGAGAAAGGGGAUAACUGAGCAGCAGAAGGAAGGCAUCCAUGUGAUCAAGAAACUGAUGCAUACUUUGGAUGAAGGAGGAGGACUGGAAGAAAUUUACACUUUCAGAGAGAGCCUGGAACGUCUUUCCAUGUUCAAGAAAAUGGAAAGAAGACCUACGGCUUGGCCCUGCCAUUUGACUAUUGGUUCUAAUUUGUCUAUAAGGAUUGUGGCCUACAAAGCACUUACAGAAGAGAAGGUGAAAAAAACUUGGACAAUUGUAGACGCUAAAACUCUCAGAAGAGACGAUGUGCAAAAAGAAACUGUUUACUGCUUAAAUGAUGAUGACGAGACGGAAAUUCAAAAAGAUGAUACUAUUCAAGGGUUUCGCUAUGGGAGUGAUAUAGUUCCUUUUUCCAAAGUAGAUGAAGAACAAAUGAAAUACAAAACGGAAGCAAAAUGUUUUUCUGUUUUGGGAUUCAGCAGAUCCUCUCAGAUCCGGAGGCAGUACUACAUGGGCAGCCAGGUUCUCAAGGUCUUUGCAGCAAAAGAUGAUGAGAAUGCAGCAGUUGCUUUUUCUGCCCUUAUCCAUGCAUUGGCCGAGUUGAAAGUAGUGGCCAUAGUGCGUUAUGCUUAUGAUAGAAGAAGUAACCCACAAAUUGGCGUAGCCUUUCCAUAUAUUAAGGAUGCAUAUGAGUGUCUCAUCUACGUGCAGCUACCCUACAUGGAAGACUUAAGACAGUACAUGUUUUCCUCCUUGAAAAACAACAGAAAAUAUAUUCCUACAGCGGAUCAGCUAUCUGCAGUUGACUCACUGAUUGAUUCUAUGAAUUUGAUUUAUGAAGAUGAUGAUGGAGAAAGUUUUGAGGACCUGUUUAAGCCCAGCAAAAUCCCAAACCCUCAUUUUCAGAGAUUAUACCAGUGCUUGCAGCAUAAGGCUUUUUACCCCAAUGAACCAUUGCCGCCAAUUGAACCGCACCUUUUAGAGAUGCUGGAGAUGCCCUCUGUAGUAAAAGAAAGGUGCCAGGCUCCUCUUGAAAAAAUAAAAGCGCUCUUCCCCCUGAAGGAUGUUGGCAAGAAAAAAGAAGGCAAGACUGCUCAAGACAUCUUCAAAGAUAACAAUGAGGAUGAACCCAACCCUAAGAAGCCAAAAACUGAAAAUGAAGAAGGUGGCUUUAGCAUCAUAAGCAUUGCUGAAGGCAAUGUCACCUCUGUUGGCAGUGUUAACCCAGCAAAAGACUUCCAGAUUCUGGUAAGGCAGAAAAAUGCUGUCUUCAACGAAGUGAGUCAGCAGUUGAUAAACCGCAUUGAUCAAUUUUUGGAAAAUAAAGGUUCACAGUAUUACAUGAAAGCCAUCAAUUGUAUCAAAGUUUUCAGAGAGGAGGCCAUAAAGCUGUCCAAGGUGCAGUCUUUUAAUGAUUUUCUGCAGGCCCUGAAGUCAAAGGUGGACGAUAAAGCCUUAGCUGAUUUCUGGGAGAUAGUGAUGCAAGACAGAAUUUCUUUGAUCACUAAAGAUGAAGCAGGGGGAAGUUUGGUGACUAGUGAAGAAGCUGAAAAGUUCUUGGCCCCGAAAGAAAAGCAAAAUGCAACUCUGCCUGCCACAGAUGAAGGUGGUGACGUUGAUGAUUUGCUGGACAUGAUGUAACUGGGCACUACAAGGUGACCAUACUGGUGAAGGUUUGGAAGAGAUCUCCCUGUGAGAUGGGACACGAAACAAGAUGCCAAGGAGAAGACAGUAUAUCCGUCUUUAUCUUCUUAAAUGAGAACAGAAGUCCCAGAGACAUUUCCAGUUGGUAUACUUGUCAUCUGACUCUUCAAAGCUAGAAAAGAAGAUUGAAGUAAUCUGAAGUAUUUUUGGAGUAAUGAUAUCUUUAAGGCAUCUCUUUUCUUCUGUAGUACACUGAAUCUAGUUUAUCCCUGCUAUUCCUUUCAGCUAAACACCACUAAACUUAAUGAGAGCCUGCAGUGGCACCUGACAUCCUUGCUACAUUGCCUGGGAAGGAAGGUAGAAAUUUCACAGUGAGGUUACCAGGUAAUGUAGAACCUAUAAUGUUAUGGAGUUACCUACAUUAAAGAUAGAGAAGGAAAAAGGCUUUUUUUCCCCUAUAAAAAGGCAGAAAAAAGGUUUAUUUAAAAAAAUUCUAGGCCGGGGGGUCACAACAUAGUGGCUUGAAAUAU